This is a messenger RNA of Aspergillus puulaauensis, 504 nucleotides long. RefSeq lists its product as uncharacterized. The transcript has a single exon. Gene Ontology annotation, cellular component: cytosol; cytoplasm. The record is from RefSeq and is a predicted model, not a curated record. Gene Ontology annotation, biological process: secondary metabolic process. Bases 1 to 504 code for a protein of 167 amino acids. NCBI's taxonomy places the organism in Eukaryota, Fungi, Ascomycota, Eurotiomycetes, Eurotiales, Aspergillaceae. Gene Ontology annotation, molecular function: hydrolase activity; carboxy-lyase activity.
AUGGAUGUGAAGCCCUUGUUUGCGGCUGGGUUCUUGCCCCAGCCUAUUAUUGACUACCCCCAGCAGACCACUCGUGCGGCCGUUGAUCUAGUCCUUCGCGGGGUUCGCUCACGCACGCCGGACGUAGACCUUAUUCUAGCUCAUGCAGGCGGCACUCUUCCUUACCUAUCCGCUCGCGCUUCGGAGAGUCUCAUCGUUCCAGAAAUCUUGAGUGUGGCAAAUGUCACCACUGCUCAGGUCAAGGCUGAGUUCCGCCGCUUCUACUACGACAUUGCCCUCAGUACCACCAAGACCCAACUUACGGGGCUGUUGGAAAACACAGAUACAUCCCAUGUGCUCUACGGAUCCGAUUAUCCCUACGCUCCCCCGGUGGCGAUUAAAGGUACCAAAGCAAGCUACAUCUCCUUUGCAGACGAUCACCCGGAACUGGGCCCCGACGUCCUCUCGAGAAACGCCAGAGAUCUACUCGUCAAGCAUAGGCAAUCGCCAGAAUUGAGUGAUUAG